AUGGAGCCUCAAUUACUGGCAUCGCAGCCGCAGCAAUACUCUAUCGGGCGGUAUAACCACCGGCGCCACCGUGGGGAAGGCGGCGGGCCGGUGGAGAUGACCAAGGAAGCCUCUCAUCCGGGCGGCGGAGAGAGCAGUGCCACCGUGGAGAGGCGCGGCGGAGGAGACGUCCGCCGGGCUGCCCCGGAUCGCAACCUCGCGUCGCUCUGCGAUCACGUUCAAUUGGAAGGGUUUAAUAACGGCAUGUUCUCCGAUGUCGUUUUGAACGCAAUGGGGUCGACCUAUCAUCUACACCGCCUACUUCUCUCCCGGAGUUCAUACUUCCGGAACAUGCUCCAGGGUCCUUGGAAGGAAGCUAAUUCUCCAGUUUUGACCUUGCACGUGGAUGAUAAAAAUGUAAAUAGUGAAGCAAUGGAAAUGGCUUUGGCCUAUCUCUAUGGACAUUAUCCUAAGCUUAAUGACGAUAAUGCAUUUAGAGUUCUAGCUGCUGCAUCUUUUCUUGACCUUCAGGAUUUAUGUGCAAUUUGUACAGAUUUCAUCAUAGCUGAAUUGUGGUCUUCAAACUUCCUAACUUUUCAGGUCUUUGCUGAGAGCCAAGAUUAUGGGACUCAUGGGGAACGUGUUCGAAAUGCUUGUUGGGGCUACCUGUGUCAAAGUGGUUCCAAGGAACUAAAGGAGGUGCUCCCAAAACUUUCCUCGCAAACACUACUUGCUUUACUAACGUCAGAUGAACUAUGGGUGCCAAGUGAAGAGAAACGGUUUGAACUGGCUCUGUGCACUCUUCUUGCGAAAGGUACACUUGGCAAGACAGAAAACCAUGAGCGGAGAGGUACAAGUUGCGAGGUUGUAGCCAGUGCAUAUUCUGGUUCUUCCAGGGGAAGCAAGAAGCAUUCUACUGAUGAAAGCAGAAAUAGCUCGCUGGAAACUGAACGAGGGCACUCAAAAACCAUAGACAACUUUGAAAGCCGCGAUACUGCUCGUAACAUUUUGUUAGAACUUGCAGACUCCAUUGUGGACUCCUGUUCUGAAGGCUCCACAUUUGAUCAAGCCCAAACAACAUAUGGUGAAUCUAAUCCGGAGUCAGGGUAUGAUUGUAACACCAGAGGACCUUUGGCCAGUAACACAUUCUAUACAGAUGAUAGUAAUGUCCUGUGUUCUUAUCUGAAUAUUCAAAACUGUACUGGAAUGAGUGGGUCAGCAGGCAGUGGUUUGGCUGUGGAGGGACCGUCAGACGAAGAUCCAUGCUACCAAUUAAAUAGCAGUUGGCCUUCAGGAGAUCAGAUGCACUGUGUCUCUAUAAACUCUUCAUGUAAUGUGCUAAUGUCGAAUGAAUGGGAAAGAUGUAAUAUAUCACCCCUGACAUGGGGUGGCAGGACCGUGGGAAGAAGAGAGGUAAAAACUUCCCUAAACCAGCAAUGUGGGAUGAGCCAAGAAGAUUAUGAUUCUUUCGUCAACAUUUUUGAAGGGGGCUCACUUUUGUACUGCAACAUGUCUUUUGAAGCACUCUUAAACGUGAGAAAGCAUCUGGAAGAAAUGGGCUUCCCUUGUAAAGCUGUGGAUGAUGGCUUAUGGUUGCAGAUGCUUUUAAGCCAGAGGGUUCAGGAAAUUGGUGCAGCGACGUGUAAAAAUUGCUGCCGUGUUGGCAUUGCAUGUGCAUGCAGACAGUCAUUUGGGUACUCGGCCAAUAUUACAGCCACCGGAUACUACAUUCAAGAUGAGCAUAGUAAUUUAUCCCAUAAUGACAUGGGGCAUGUCUAUAUAAACAACUCUGCUCAGGGGGAAAGAAGUGGCCACUUUAGGCCUGUUCGCGUACACGACAGGGGCCCCAUUGAUGGCCUAGCUGGCAUCGGGCGUGGAACUACAUUCGUACCUGCGUCCGCUUGGCCUCCGACCCGUUACGUCUUUUCUCGUGUCCCAUUUGGUAUAGGCAAUCGAGGCAAUCAACAGCCUCCUGCUAAUGAUGAUCCAGAGAACAGAGGCGACAACAGUGGGGAGCUUGCUGGGGAUGGCUUGACGGCUCUGGUUGGGCUCAGUCAGGGAUCGAAUGAUGCCGCUAACUUGCAUGAGUUGCAGAUUAGAAGAGACUACGAGACGUGCCUGCAGGGUAGGCAGGCGGGAUCUUUGGCUCCCGGUUCGAGUUCCGGUGGUGGCAUACCUGUUCAGAUAAUGGACUCGCCGGGGGAUGCUAUGGGAAUCGAGUGGGAGAAUGAAAACAGAAAGAUAUCGUUGGAUAUGAAAACACCUUUGAGUCACUUCCCACCUUUUCGCUUCGCGGUUGAGUUCCAGGAAGUGAAUACACUAUGUGAUGGUCAAGUUAAACACUCACCUGAAGCAUUUUAUGCAGGGUCCUUGUGGAAGGUUAGUGUUCAGGCUUUUAGCGAUGAAGAUCCUCAAGGACGUCGCACACUCGGUCUGUUUCUUCACCGACGGAAGGCAGAGAUCAGCAACUCACUUAGAAAGGUCCAUAUGUACGUGGACUCUAGGGAAAAGGUUACCGCCAGAUACCAGUUGAUAUGUCCGUCAAAGAGAGAAGUUAUGGUGUUCGGAAGCUAUAAGCAGACGGGAACACUUUUACCAAAAGCUCCAAAGGGGUGGGGCUGGCGAACGGCCUUGUUAUUUGAUGAACUUGAUGACCUUCUCCAAAAUGGUGCCCUACGAGUAGCUGCUGUUGUGCAGCUUAUCUGA
This is a messenger RNA of Striga hermonthica, 2685 nucleotides long. The record is from the annotation of a GenBank genome assembly. Lineage: Eukaryota; Viridiplantae; Streptophyta; Magnoliopsida; Lamiales; Orobanchaceae.